Molecule: messenger RNA, 15974 nt
Organism: Lymnaea stagnalis (great pond snail)
Lineage: Eukaryota; Metazoa; Mollusca; Gastropoda; Lymnaeidae
Source: the annotation of a GenBank genome assembly
CUUUUAGUAGGGAAGAAUUGUUGAGCGUAGAUAAUACAUGAUGUGACAUAAGCGUGAUAAUGAAUAUCAUCAAUUGUUCGCUCUGUUAUAAAUAUAUUUGACGCAGGAAUUAUACGCAAAUCUUCAGUCUUUAAAAAGAAAAAAAUGGCUACAGCUGUACCUGAACUUGAAUCUAAACAAAAGGUAAAACAGUAAAACUAAUUGACUAAUUGAAAAAUGCAAAUGAGUCGUCGUAGGCGUAUCCCCCCCCGGUUUACGACAUGUAAAACGAUGAGGCCCUUAAACUUAAACUAACUGUACAAUACAAUAUAACUAUUAGUCAUUUUGGGUAAUUUGUUCAUAACAGUUCAAUCUCAAUCCCAAAUUAAUUAAAUAUUUCAAUAAAACCAGGAUACAUGUAUAACAAAAAUAGCAUAAAUAAUUAAUGACAAAAGUGGCUAUUCGAACCCGGAAAAGAACAAGAGGUUGGCUUUAUUUUAAAAAAUAUUAUUGUUGGGUUUUUAAUACAAAAUUUGGUAUCAAAUGAAAGAUAUGCUGUUUCAGAUUUAGCGGCCCACGACGACUUUGUUUUGGAUUCACUUGCUUCUCCAUUUUAACUAAAAUAAACUACCACAAAUAACAUCAGUAUCAGUGAAUAGCAUUUAGUCUAAGUCUAAGACUUUGUACUCAUUGUCUGAAGACACUAAAAUUAAAUUAGACUUGACUAAAGGCUAAAGCUAAAGGAAACCUGGUCCUAGUAGCAGCGAUUCAGACCAAAUUUUGCUUACAAACGCAAAAAUAAUCUUUUUUAAUAAAUAUAAAUUUCUCACUCUUGAAUUCCGGGUCUGAAUAGCCACAGCUUUUUUUAAAAAGAAUUUAGCUGUUAACCAGAGCCUGAUACUGAUUAACUUUUAGUUUUAGUUAGUUUAGUACUUUUAGUUUUAGGAGGACUGGUGCGAAUGAAUUCAAGAAAAUCCCCUACCUAAAUACUGCACUGUAAAAGAAAUGAAUUAUAGAUAUUUUUUAAAGACAGGAAACGAACUAAAACUCUGUGAAAUGAAAAUCAAGUUUUAUUUUGUUUUCUUAUUCAUCUAUUUUAAAAUGUCAAAAUGUUCGUCAAAGUUUAAAGUUUUUCCGAACCUCUUUUAAUUUAGAGAAGUCAUUAAAUUAUGAUUAUUCAGUGAUGCCUGAACUUGAAAGUCAAGACUUUUCAAGAUUUCUGAUUCAAUCUUCAAAAGAAUUAAAUGGGCCAUUUAGUCGUGGCUAAUUGUUGACCUCAAUGUUGAUUUUAUUAUUUUAAUUUCAAAAAUGACUGAUCAAUCUAUCUCCACACUCCACUGUAACAUAUCGGCAACAAUAAAUACAUUUGCAGUGCAAUAAAAACAUUUUGCAGAGUUUUGUGGUACAUUAUAUUCAGCAUCUUUUGAAAAGUAACUGCUGCUUUGUCUGUUUUCUUUCAAUGGAUGGUAAUAAGGAUGAGAGAAUGCAAUCAGGUAAGUUUGAAGGAAACAAAUGAAACAUAGUAUGGAAAAACCUGAAAAAACCCACUGCAAAACAAUGAACCUGUCAGCAAGAAGCCUUCUUCAACAGAAAAACAAACAGGAACAGAACUAUCAAAAUUACAAUAAACAUUUAGCUGCAUUGUAGUAUCUGAGAGGACAGCAAGAGGAAUGUAAUGAUAAAUAAUAAUAAAGUUUAUUUCAAAAACACACUUCAUCCCCAAAGGCUCGAAGCGCGGUACAAAGUCCAAAAAAACAAACUGUAAUUUACCACAUUUAAAACAAACGCAACACCACAAACCUAAUUAGAGUAAGCCUGGUGCAAGAGAGCCAUUGGCACCAUGGUUAGUCUGGCACUGAGGCUAACAAAGCUGGACAGAGCCUAGCUAUGCCUAUGGGCAUGGCCCUAUCAAUGCUAAUUAAAAAUUAUCACUGGGCUAGUAGAGUUAUUAAUUAGUCAAUCAUGGAUAUUCUGUUGGCCCUACUGUAAUCUGUAUUGUGUAAAGGAGCCUGAUUUAGGAAUUAGGGGCCAUCCAUAAAUGACGUCACACGUCUAGGUGGAGGGUGGGUCACAUUUUUGUGACCCUAUGGGGUUGGAGGGUGGUAAAACAAUGUGGUGUGGAAUUAAAAGGGGAACUUUAUUGAAAAUAAAAUGGCCUUAUUAAGACUAAAUUACAGACAUUUUUAACAUUAUUCUUUUAAAUAACAAUUAUUAUUUUAUUUUUAAACUACGAUCACUGAGAGAAUCAGGUAUGUGAGGUCUGAAAAAUGGCCUCUGAUCAAGUUGCAGGCCCCCAUGGAGCAGGAUAAUCCGGGUGUAGUGACAUUGACAGUCAUGAGAAAGUAUGUCCCAAUGUGAAGACUGGAGCCAUAGCACUGAAGCUAACACGUGUAGUGGGAUGGAUCGAAAAAUGGUUGAUGCGGUUGGGGGGGGGGGGAUCUUGGUAAAUGUUCUAGGGCUGGGAUUCUUAACCUUUUAUCAGUCCUGCAUCCCUUCUCAAUUUCUAAAGUUUUCCAGUGAAAACCCCUCCCACCACUUCUCCCAUUAAAAAUAUAUUGUAAUAAAAAAAUUUAAUAAACAUAAUUUAACACACAAGAUUAUUAAUAAAAUAGAAAUUAUAAUUUUUUUAAAAUCAAAGGUUAGCCUUCCUUUAAACUUAUUUGAAAAAAUGUGAUUUUUUUUUUAGCAUGCACAGGUGAUGUUUACAUGUCAAUAAUAGUCCUGAGAACAUAUUUUUUAUUAAUAGUUAUGUAGUUAUAACCAAGGUGUUCUUUUAACAAUUCAUAUUGUAACAACAAUAACAUAUUUAUUUAUUUAUUUAGGCAUUUUUAUAUAGCGCUUACCUUAAAACUCUAAGCGCUUUACAAUUAUUAAAAAAAUGUAAACUAAGUAAAAUAAAAAUGAGACACUAGGAUUAUAACUACUAUACUUUAGAAACAAUUAAAAUGGCUAUAAAACGAGGACACUUUGGCACGUUUUGGCCUAUACUACAGGAUCAACCCGAGACAGAAAAUGAGGCAGUGCAAGGAGGGUGCAUCACAGGUCAUAGGCGGACCUAAACAGAUGGGUUUUAAGGGACUUUUUGAAAGAGGACGAAGUUUCACAAUGACGGAUAUGGAAGGGGAGCUGGUUCCAGAACGUGGGCCCAUGGAAGUAGAAGGAGCGUUCACCGAUGGUCUUAGUUUUGGUUCUUGGGAUUGAAGGGUUUUAAGGGACUUUUUAAAAGUGGACGAGGUUUCACAAUGACGGAUAUGGAAGGGGAGCUGGUUCCAGAACGUGGGCCCAUGGAAGUAGAAGGAGCGUUCACCGAUGGUCUUAGUUUUGGUUUUUGGGAUUGAGAGGGUUCUAUUGUCAAUGGAAGAGCGUAGUUGUCUUGUGGGGAUGUAAGGAAGCAACAGUUCAGAGAGAUAGACAGGAAAGUGAGGGUCAGUGAACAUAUAGAUUAGUGUAAACAUUAUUUUGUUGAGGCAUUUUUUUUACCUCUUCACUUUUAAGUUUUUAAUGUAGAUUUAAUCAAAUUUUUCUAACAAAUAUUUUAAAGUACCUUCGCAUUGAAAAGACUCUAGAAGAGACAGAUGAACAGAAAGAAUUACCACUUUGGAGAAAGCUAUGCUUUGCAGUAGGCGGAGCACCAUAUCAAAUAACGUCAACAGUUAUUGGUUUCUUCCUUAAUAUAUUUCUGCUUGAGGUUGCUCUGGUGAGUUUGUUUGAGUUUUCAUUUUCUCUAAUUUUUUGUUCUAGAAAUAUUUUUAGAGCUUGUCAUUUUACCUUUAUAGCUGUGCACUGCAAAUAUGGUUUGAAUAAUUGAAUUUAAAUACAUUACAAUUGAUUACAAGAUGAGAAACUGAAGGAUGACAAGAAUAUGUACUUUUUGAAAAUUCUGUAUUUGUAAUAUUAAUGAGUUUUGCUUGUGUGUGAGAGAGUAUACUUGCCUGUAAAGGACCACUUGGAUUAGUGGACAACAUGACUCAAAGUAGUUAUACAUUAGGCCAUAGCUGAAGUUUUCAAGUAAUGUUUAAGGAUGCAGAUAAUAUUUUCUAGUGCAGCAGUUUCAAGUGUACUCAAAAACCAACUAUAAUAUUUUGAGUACUGAUUUCAUAGCAGCUAUUUAAAACAAGGUAUGUCUACAAAGCUUUUAACAUGUACUUAGCAACAAUGGUCACACUGGUACUAGAUGUUAUUUUUAGUUAUUGUUUUUUUUUUAAUAUUUUUUAUCCCAUACUGUUAAAAUGUUAAAAUGAAACUGCUUAAUUGGCAAAUUUAUUACAACAGCUUGAGCCCAAAUAUGUAUCAAUCAUAUUGUUCAGUGGCAAGGCUUGGGAUGCAGUCACUGACCCAACUAUAGGAAUAUUGGUGCAGAAAACAAAUACAAGAUGGGGGAAAAUGAGGCCAUGGUAAGAUUUUAAAGUGGCAUGUCCCUAAACCUAGAUACAACAUUAUUAAAAGUGUAAAAAAUAUCAUGGUCUUUUAAAGUUACAUGUCACUAAAUGUAAAUUCAUCUUCAUUAAAAGGUUGUAAAAGGAUCAUGGUAUUUUAACAUGGUAAUCAUGGUAAUUAACAAAAGUAAAUGUAGUUACAUUUUUAAUAAAAAUGUUAAAGGGUCAUGGUAAUUUAAAGGUAUAUCUAAGGAGAGAGAGGGAGGGAAAAUGGCCCAUUCACAUUCAGAUGGGCUUACUCUCAAAUAUUUUUACAUUUCCCCAUCACCCCCAUUCAUUGACAGAGGGAAAGCCAGGAUCCUGCCUGUUCCUUUGAUUCUUAGGUACAAUUAAUGUAACGUUGAUCCAUAUUUUCAUUUAACUCUUUUUUAAUGAUUCUUUGUUUCAAUUAAUGUAAAGUUGAUCCAUAUGUUCUUUGAACUCUUUUUAGGGAUUUUUGGUUUUAAUGAAUGUAGAUUUGAGCUAUGUAUCAUCUAUGCUUUAAAUCCCUUACUUUUUACAAUUUGCCCUAUCUUUUUUCAAGAAACUGCAAAAGAAAAUCAUAUGACUACUAACAAAACAAUUAAAAUACCAUUUUUUUAAUAUGCAUAUAGUAUAGUAAAAUAAGACUCAGUCUAACAAAAGUAAAGAGCACAUUAAAGGGAAAUUUUCAACAAACUUAAAAAAAAGCUUUUUUAUAUGUCCAGUUUUAGUUUUUCUUGCAGAAAUAUAUGUAAUGCUCAACAAAAGAUGACUAUAUAUCUGCUCGGUUAGUCUUAUUCAAGUUAUUGACUACAUGUCAUUUAAUGUUGCUCAUUUAAUCUUACUGACUACAUGGAGACAUGUCAUUUAAUGUUGCUCAUUUAAUCUUACUGACUUUGAUUCUGACAUGUCAUUUAAAGUUCAUAAAAAUUUAAAAUAUUUAAUGGUACUAAAAUUUGUUGGUAUGUAAUAUGUAUUUUUAUCUGCCAGUGGAGCCCAUUAAAUUAAACAAAGUGCUGCAUUGAGACAUUUAGUCAACAUUACACCAGAUAAUUAAUUGUCAAGCUUAAAUGAUUUUUGCACUUGUGAUUCUUGAAUCAUUAUGUGAUAGUAAUGCUUGAAUGAUUGUGUGCUAGUGAUGCUUCCAUGAUUGUGCUAGUGGUGCUUGCAGGAGUAUGUGCUAGUGAUACUUGAAUAAUUUUGCUAGUGAUGCUUGACUGAUCAUGUGCAAGUAAUACUUGAAUAAUUGUGCUAGUGGUGCUUGAAUGAUUAUGUGCUAGUGAUAAAUGAUUAUGUGCUAGUUUUCUAGUGAUGAUUUAAUAAUUGUGCUAGUGAUUAUUCAAUGAUUUUGUACAGCAGGGCAUUUUUUAUCAUUGACUUAAUAACAGAUGUUGGGGGGGGGGGGGGGGGGGGGGUUUUUUUUUUUUGUUGUUUUUUUUUUUUUUGUUUUUUCUUUUCAUUUUUAGUUCACAAAGAAAUUGUUUUUUUUUUUGCCUUUUUUUUUAAAAAAGCCUUUAUUAAUUUCUUUAUAGGAUUCUUUUCUCAACACCAAUGGCAUGCGCCUGCUACUUCCUUUUGUUUUAUAUUCCUUGGGGAGUAAAAAUUGAUGAAAAGGGAAAUGAAGUGGUUGAUGCUUCUGACUCUGCAAAACUGGGAUUUUAUUUUGCAAUGUAUUGUCUCUUUCAAGGUUUUCUGACUGUAAGUCCCUAGACAUAUCUUAUGAUGAACAAAAAAUAAUCCUAAAACUAUUAUUUAUGUUGACAAAACUAUUUUACAUUUUAAAUAAAAUAUAAUUAUUUUAGAUAGAGUUAUUAUGAUCUUCAAAAUUUUAGAUCGAUUUUUUAUGAUCUUCAAAGGUAGACCUUAUCAAUAUUUUUAUUUUUCCGGAGUUUUAGAUGAAACAAAGAAAAGGGCUGUUGAUAAUUAAAAGAUUACUUUGCAUUGAAAAUGACUGUACUGAAAAAUUUACUUUUUUUUUCAUUUUCCCAGUAAGUCAGUAAGCAUUAAACUUCAAAAUAACUUUUAAGCCUCACACUUUAUUUCUUCCUUUCAAUCAAUCUUUAAGUGUUUGGGCGGGAAAACCAAUGGAUGACAAGGUUUUUUAAAAAAAAAUUUUAUCCUGCAAUUUUUUUAAUUAAGUCAUAAAAUGUUUUAUGAUAUUCAAUUAAAUUCUAGUGCUUACAUGUGCCUUACACUGCAAUGACAAUGUAUGUCACCACACUACAAAAAGAAAGAGAUUCAAUAACAUUUAUACGUGAGUUACAGUUUUUUUAACUAUGAUAUGUGUGACUGAGAUAAUAAAACUGCUUUGGAUUCCACGCAAGUUUGCAUGAUUAAAAAUAAUUGUUUAAGUCUAAUUACUGCUUGAUUGUCAAAAAUGUGCCACCAGUAUGGAUAAUCAAUGUCAUAUUGAAUAUGAACAAGGAUUAUCAAGAGCAAAGAUUGAGAUAAAACCAAUCAAUACAUAUGAUUCUGUUGGUAUGAAAGAAUUUAUGGUGUAAUUGUGAUUUCAAUAGUGUGCAAAAUAAAAUUUCUGAUAAAUAAGCUACAUGAAAUUCUUAAAAAACACAGCAAGUGUGUUUGGUGAAUAAUUUUUUCUUAUGAUUUAUGAAAAUAGUUUUAAUUUAAAUAUAGGCUGAAAAAGGGGGGGAGAGUUAAUAUUAAUAUAAUUUAAGGGCAUGAAAAACAUUUGCGUUAAAAGAUUUAUGGGGGGGGGGNGGGGGGAGGAGAAUUCUUAUCAAGUGCAUUACCUGAAUGCCUGUUUUUUCUCGUAACUCUAGUAGACGGGAAGUUCACACAUUGCUGCUGCCAUCCUUUGACAUAUAGCUAGUACAUAAUACUAAUUUGAUUUUGAAAACUUUCUUGUUUCAGGUAUGGCAUUUGAGGUAACUGGUGUUUUAAUAGCUGUGAUUGUUCAAGGACUUUUUGUUGGCGAUACCAGAUGUAAGGGGGACGAAGGAGGUAAUAAAAACAGCACAAGUAUUGAAACCCAGGUCAGUUGUGAGUUCUAGCAUUACAACAGUGAUGGGGAAAUAUCUUUCUCUAGAUUGUGUAGUAAUUUUUAUGCAUUCCUGUCUUAAGUGCAUCUUUUUAGACGCUUAUGCUUCCAUUUUUCAGUGUUUCAUUAUUACAGCCAUGGAAAGAAUGACAAUGUGACAUCAAUGGAAAGAAUGUGUUACGCACUGACUUGUAUUGGGAGAAAUUAAUCUCCUAUUUUAAUUUUAAUUGGCUCGUUGCAAACAGUGCCUAACAAAGGACGAUACCAUAGAGUCAACAAUAUUAAAGAUACGACACCCAAAACAGUUGCCAGUUACAAUUAAUAAGAUUUAUUAAGUCUUAAGAUAAUUACAAAAGAAAAGAAAAUAUAAUUACAAUCUUCAACUUACAGUAUGGUAGAUCUUGUACCGGUACACAGUUAAUACAGUUAGAAUAAUGUGCCAAUGAAUAAGGAAGCCCUGCCUUCCAGAAAGACUUAUGACGUUUCUAGAACAAUCACAUUCAUUCUACAAAAUACUAUUUGGAACAGAUUAAUUAUUUUUAGUGGCUGGCGGCAUAAACACGACAGAUCAAACGACUAAGCCACACCCCUCUGUGAACACAGCGUCUCAUGCGGGGUCAAUCAGAGGACACGCACGAGACAAAUUAUGUAAACAAGCUCUAUAUAUUUUUAUGCAUUCCCGUCUUAAGUGCAUCUUUUUAGACGCUUAUGCUUCCAUUUCAGUGUUUCAUUAUUACAGCCAUGAAAAGAAUGACAAUAUGACAUCAAUGGAAAGAAUGACAAUAUGACAUCAAUGUAAAGAAUGACAAUAUGACCUCAAUGGAAAGAAUGGCAACAUGACCUGAAUGGAAAAAAUGACAAUACGACCUCAAUGGAAAGAAUAGCAAUAUGACAUCAAUGGAAAGAAUGACAAUAUGACCUCAAUGAAAAGAAUGACAAUAUUACAGCCAUGGAAAGAAUGGCAUAUGACAGCCAUGAAAAGAAUGACAAUAUUUAUGCCAUGGAAAGCAUUGCACAUGACAUCCAUGAAAAUAAUGACAUGUGAUAGCCAUGGAAAGAAUCACAAAAUUAGAGCCAUGGAAAAAUGUCAAGAUACAGUCAUGGAAAGAAACACAAUAUAACGGCCAUGGAAAGAAUGACAUAUGACAGCCAUGGAAAGAAUAUCAUUAAUUUAGCUUCCUACUGAUAUAUUGAUUCAAAUGAAAAUAAGAGAUCUUUUUAGAUUUUUUAAAAUUCUGCCUGAAUUAAUUAGCUUCAUUGAAACUUGGUAACUUAAACAUUAAGGACACAGAUAGAUUCCAUUUUUAAAAGGAUUUUUAAAUACUUUAUAGUCACUUCGCUUUUCUACUGUGUUCUUUUCUUUGUUAUAUUUUCAUUUCUAUUGUUGGCUGAUGAAGGCUUUAUGCCGAAACGUCCUUGUUUUUUGUCCUGUUACCUUAUUUCAAGCUUCCACAUACCUCGUUUCAUUAUUUCAUUCAUUCGCUUUUGUUGCUGGGUGGUUGGCUUGGCUGCUGGCAAAAUCUUCGGACUGCUAAUUGACCCACUUCCCAUAAACCUAUCGAGCUGAAACUUGGCACAUAGACUUGUUGCAGAUGACAAUACAUUCUUUCAAAUUUUCAGCUCCCCCCCCCCCAUCCUACCACCGAAAACCUGUUUUUCCAGGGAAAGAUGAAGUAAAUAUGAUGACCGUGUUUUUAGAAAUAAAAUUCCCCAAAACUGCACUAAAUGAGAUACUUUUACACAAAUAUGACAGUUGCAAUGGAUGCCUAAUAUUUUCUUUUGCUUUUCUGAAAUAGUUUGUAAAAGAAAUCUGUGGUGUAAAAGCAGAUGGGGUCGCAACAGCACAUUUAUUUUACACUCCUGUACCAUAUAAAUAUUCUAAUGACCCACUUACUUUUACACCACAUAUUUAUUAAAUCUUCUAUAUUUUUUAGGGGGGUAGCACUAAUUGGGAUUCUUAUAAUGUGCGUUACUUAUAUGCAUGUUUUGUCAAAUUUUCAGCCCCGCCCCCAAUUGCUAAGGGGUUGUUUAAUUAAAAAUAAAAUUUACCUGUGCAACAAGUGAUUUUUUAUUCGCAAAUAAAAAAAAGACUUCAAGUCAGCUGCUGGGUAACUUGAUAGAAGCUAUCAUGGAAAUUUUGAAUCAUUUUAUUAAAUUGCAUGUUCCUUUCAAUAACAAUGUAGCCUAUAUUUUAAACUCCAGUUUUAUGUGAUUAUAUCGUGCCAGUCAGUUUAGCUAAAUGACGUAAUGAUAUUCUAACACUAAUUCAUUAAAUAAAUUUGUAAACAUUGGAAAUUAAAUUACAGUUUAUAAAAUUAUAAUUAUUAGUUUUUAUUUUGUCCCCAGAAAGAUGCUUACAUGCACAGUUCUUUUGUUGUUAUCUCCCUUUACCUCGUCUGCUGUCUCACAGUGUUCUUUGGUACAAAGGAGAGAAAAGGUCAUAAUGUGCCAUUUAAAGUACAAUAAGGCCAGUUAUUUUUGCAUUUUUUAAAAAAUGUGUAAUUUGAAAAUAUGUUUUAUCUUUAUGUUAUAUCUUUAUGUUAGUUCUUUAUGUUAAAAAUGCAUCAGAUAAAUGGUAGUGAUGUUUGAAUCUAAACUUUCCUGAUUUUGGCAGGUGUUGUUCAAGAUAAAAAAGAGCAUCAAAUGGGAUUUUUCUCUGGGAUUAAAAUGGUGUUCACAUACAAACCCUACCUGUGGGCAUCACUCACAUUCUUGUUCUUGACAAUUGCCAUCCAGGUGAUCAUAAGCAUUUUUAAUGAGAAUCCAAAAAUUUGUACAAAAUGUAUUUUUUCCAAUUGCUCAUCGAUUAAAUGAAUAAAACAAUAUUGAAGAAUUUUCUUUUUUUAAAUUUCAAUUUUUAAGAGGCUAAAAUAAUAAAUGUCAAGACAUUUCAUGCAAUUUAACAUUGAGCAAUAAUUUCUCGUUAUUAUAUUUGUCUACAGACUGUCCAGGGAAACAUAGCAUUGUUCUGUACACACACCUUGAAAGAGGGAGCAGAGUUUUCUAAAUUCAUCUUGGUUUUACUUGUGAGUUGAUGCAUGAGAGAACUUAUUUAUUUAUUUAUUAAGGUUGGCAAUUAAUUAGAAAAGUGGUUUUACUUGUAAGAUGAUGUAUGAAAGGGCUUAUUUAUUUAUUAAGGUUGGCAGUUAAUUAGAAAAGGGAUUGACAACAUUUUAAAGUCAAAUUUUUUAAAGCUAUCUGGUUAUUUUUUAUGGCAUGUAAAUUAAGAUUGAUUUAUAUGAGAAUUAUUUAUAUAAAUUAAGUUCAAGCUAUAUCCAAAAUUUUAAACCAUCUCUUUAAACUUUUCUUUCUCAAAAAUUGUCUCAAGUGUCCUUAAUAGAUGUUAAUGUUAAACAACUGACGAAGCAAAUAAAUUAUUUGAAAAUAAAUAUACCAGACAUUUUGCAAAUUAUCAUAUGAGACCAUUAAGCAAAUUAAGACAAUUUUCAUGUUCAACAUUAAUUAAGGACUAACAGAAGAUUUUUUUUUUUAAUUUAAUGAGACUGUUAAUAUCUAAAAUGAAAAAGUUUUUAAAAGAAAUCUUGAUUUUAUUUUUCUAAUUUUUUUUAAAGGUUGUUUCAAUUGUGUCUAUGCCUGUUUGGCACUUCAUUUCUGGAAGAUUUGGAAAGAAAAAAGCAUACGCUGCAGGCAUGAUAGUAAGUAAUUGCAAUUUGCUUUUAUUUUUAAUCAUCUCCUUAAAUUUACAAUUUAAAUCCAUAAUAUUUUUAAUCCUUCCCAGUUAAUGCUGCCAAUCCUCUUUGCCCAGCUGUUUAUGAAGCCAAACUCAAAAAUUCUCUACUAUUUUAUGAUGGCAUUGGCUGGACUCAGUAUUUCUGUCAGCUUCCUUCUGCCUUGGUAUGUUAGUGUUGAUAUGUUGAAAAAUGUAAUACUUUCAUGAAGUAAAUUUUGGUUUUUAAAUUUGAAAUAAAUUCAAGAGUCGUUCUAUUGUUGUAUAUGUCAUAUAUGACCAUUAUAGCACUUAUGUAUCACCUGUGAUGACAAUUUCAUAAAUGAUCUUAUAAAAGUAUUUUUGUUGUGGAGAAAAAUUUUACACUUUCACAUCUCAAUCAAACAUUGAUCUUAAAAUACUGAUUGCUUUUUGUUGAGUUUGUGGGUGCAAUCUUGUAUUUUUAUAAUACAAUAUAGAGAUCUUAAUCUAAACUUUUCUUCCUUCAGGUCAGUCUUACCGGAUGUCCUUGACCUUUAUAUGAUUGAGAAGAAGACCAGACAUGAUGCUUUGUUCUAUUCCUUUUAUGUUUUUUUUAACAAAUUAGCCUCAGGUUUGGCACUGGCAGCCUCUCAGCUUGCCCUUGAGUAAGUUAAACACAUUAUAAUUAUAUAAUUGAUUUAAUUUGGUUGAUUAAUUUUAACACGGUGAUAUAAUAUCAGUAUCUUGAAUCAAACAUAUUCAAGAACUUGCUGUAGAUCAAAAAAUGGUUCUGAAAUUUCUAUUAAAAAUUUAUCUUUUUAUUCUAAAUAUGAAGUUUUAACAACAAAAAAGUAAGCUAUAAAGAAUUUUUCUAUUUCACUUCAUAUUACGGUAAUUUUUAAAAAGUGUUUUUUUUUUAAUUUCUUGCUUUAUAUCAUAUUUAUAUUGUAAGUUGCCACACAAUAGCAUUUAGAUAUCUAAUAUGCACAUUACUCAAUCUAGCCAUAAAGUAUUUAAUUACAUAAAAUUUAAUGCGCAAUUACAUGUUUCAUCUGAACUAUCAGAUGAUAAAAACAUGAACAAAGGUUUACUGAACUACUAUACUAUUAUAAGACCAGUUGUAAUUUACACAAGUGAUACUUGGUCCCUCACCAGAAAAGUAGAGAACCUGCUCAACAUAUUGGAGAGGAAAAUCCUCAGGAAAAUAUACGGUCCAGUGAUAGACAAUAAGGGAUGGAGAAUCUGUUCAAACCAAGGGAAAUAACAAUUGUAUGAAGACUCACCCAUAGUUGCAACAAUUAAAAAAGGCAGACUGUGCUGGACAGGACACCUUGAGAGGAUGCCGGAUUGUAGAGCAGUAAAUGUGAUCUACAGGUAGAAACCUAAGGGCAGACAGCUCACCGGUUUACCAAGACUGAGAUGGAUCAACAAUGCAGAGAAGGACUUACACCAGCAGGAGGGGGGGGGGUCGUCAGUGGAAGGUUGCAGAAAAAUGUCCGUUUUGUCUUGGGAGGGAUUACCGGACAUGGCAGAAAAUCCAGGAAAUUGGCAUUAUAGAUUACAUGGGUGUGGUCACAGGAGGAAAGAUUCGGGGAGGGGUCGUCAGUGGAAGGUUGCAGAAAGCCAUGGAUCGAUUUAAAUGGAAGGAUGUUGUGGAGCAGGCCGGGCCCUACAUGGGCUGUGCCACCACCGAUGAUUAUGAAGGUUUACUGUGGACCUAACAUCUUAAAAUAACAUCAUUUUUUCCUAUUUAAUGCAAAUAGAAGUUUAUCUUCACUAUUUCACAGAUUUGGUGGUUACAUUUCUGGUGAAUGCUCCCAGCCUGAGUCAGUUAGUGAAACAUUACGGCUGCUUGUCACCCCUGCUCCAGUUGUUCUGGUCAUUUUGGCCUUAAUUUGCCUGUUUAUGUAUCCCAUCGAUGAAGAUAAAAGAUUAUGGAUUAAAGAGCAGAUAACCACCAUGACACUUGAGUGAGUUACAGAGGUCUAUUCAUAACAUUCAUUUUCUUUCUUCCAUUAAUUCACCUACGUUACAUUAAGUAGCCAAAUUUUGCCUGGAAAUUUCUAUACUUGAUUGGACAGUGUUAAAAUUAAAGUAUUCUAAUGAAAAUACAAAGUGUGAAAUUCAGGCAUUCUAUAAUAUGCCUGAGUUUCACACUUGGCUUUUCAGCAUAUGUACAAGAUGAUUCAUGAUCUUUUUUUAACGUUAAUAUACACAGUGGCUAAAUUAUUGUCUUUUGUUGUUCUUGGAUCAUGAACUUAUUCUGAUAAGUUCUCUACUGUUAUUCUGAUAAGUUCUCUACUGCUUUUCUCAUAAAUACCCCAAUGUUAUUCUGAUAAGUACCCCAAUGUUAUUCUAAUAAGCACUAUACUGUUAUUCUUAUAAGUUCUCUACUGUUAUUCUAAUAAGUUCUCUACUGUUAUUCUAAUAAGUUCUCUACUAUUAUUCUUAUAUUCAAAUGUUCAACAGUGAAAUCUUAAUGCUCUUGUUUUGAUAUUGACUACAGCAAUGAAAGUUCUUAUAACUUAUCAUAAGUUAUUUUUUCACAUAUUAUUUGAACAGAAGAAAACCUUUAAAUCAAGUUUUUAAUAUUUGUGCUCAAAAGACUGUUAACUUUGUUGAGAAAACAGAUAACCUGCUAGUUCAUUAGUUAUGCAUAUUUAAUUUUGUAAAGAAAACAUAAAUAUUAAAUUUAAAUUGUACUCGAAAAGUUGCAAGCAUAUCAUAUAGCCCUAUGUCAAAAUUUUCCGACCGUAUAAUAUAUCAUCUAUGCCAUAUAUAUCAUAUAUACUGUAUAUAUAAUAUGUAUAUAACAUAUAUUAUAUAUACUGUAUAUACCAUUUAUACCGUAUCUUCUCAAUUUAUUCCAUGAUCAGCAAAUUUUGAUUUGAUUUCGCACAAGUCGAGAUAUCUUCAGAAUUUUUUACAAAGCACAGAAGAAUGGUUUUAGUUAUAAAUCUUGUUUAUUCUUGUGUCGGGUAACUUCCAAAUUUAGUAAAGUAAAAAUUUAUGUCCGGAUACUGUACCCUUCCACAGAGUUGACAGAGCUCCACAAUUUCUAGACACCAGUAAAAGUUAUGAAAGCAUUCGUCCACAAUCAGAUACAGAGAUGUAAACCACAGAUCAUCUUCAGACAGAAGCUGUGUAUGCAGUUACAUUAUGCUACUUAUACUGACAUGUAAUAACGAGGUUUUCCUGUUACAAUGGGAGGUUUUGUUUCGUCUUUCAAAUAACCUUAUUCAAAACAACGAAAUCACAUGAACAUUUUACUAUUCUUUCCUCUUGUGUAAAACUUCUAUUAAUAGAGUCAUGUCCCUAAAAGUUAUAUUGUGAGAAUAUUUAUUUUAUUCUCUCCACCAUUUCACAGGAUAUGUUAUGCAAUACUGGGCAAGAUUCAAUCUACAUAAAAAUUAUAUUUCUGCUUGUGCACAAUGUAAAACUCAGGGUAAGAUGAACAAGUGCAAAAAUAUUAUUAUUCAUAGCUCAAUGUGCUACAAUAUAAAUAGAUUUUUAAAUUACAUUUAUCGGGCAAAUAAUCAUAUAAUGAUGAGACUUUUUAUAUGGUACUGCACAAAGGAAGAUUUGUAUUUAUUUGAAUUUAUUUCUUCAUUGCAACUUUUUUUAAUCAUAAAAUAUUUUUCUUGGGGACAAUAUUAAAAAAAAAAUUAUUGAGAGUUAACCAAAUAUUUUGCAUUUAUUUAAAAUACUCACUCUGUCUGUUUGUAUUGGUAGAUUAUAAUUUUAUUAGUAAAUCUGUGGAUUGAGUAUUUUUGUUUACACAAUAUAUUUAUUUUCAGAUACACCUAAUUAUUUAUACUGCUGAUUGAUCAAUCAAAAGCUCAAAUUCACAUUUUUUCCUUGAAAAUUAUUUUUUUAAUGGGAAUUUCAAAUUUUAUCAGUAAUACAAGAACAACAUAUCACAAUAUGUAACAAGUAAAAGUAAUUAAUGUGAAAAUGUUCAAAAAUUAUGUAUAUUUUCAAUCUUUCAUCAUAUAGCUAUAUUAUUAAGUGGUUGUCCAUGUGUUAUAAAUAUACUGUACCAAAGUCUUGUUUCAUGUUAUAAACUACGUGAAAGAGUUUUAUGCAAGGAUAUAUAUUUACAAUUGUCUCAUUUGUAUGUUAAAUUUCAGCUACCAUAUUCCGCAGCUUAUAAGAUGCUGUGAUGCAUUAGACGCUCUCCCCCCAAAAAAAAAGUUUGUACCCUGUACAUCACAGACCUAGCUACUAUCCCCAUUUGUUUUUACCCUGUACAUCACAGACCUAGCUACUAUCCCCAUUUGUUUUUACCCUGUACAUCACAGACCUAGCUACUAUCCCCAUUUGUUUUACCCUGUUCAUCACAGACCUAGCUGCUAUCCCCAUUUGUUUGUACCCUGUAAAUCAUAGACCUGGCUGCUAUCCCCAUUGGUUUUUUACCCUAUACAUCAUAGACCUAGCUGCUAUCCCCAUUUUUUGUACCCUCUAUAUCAUAGACCUAGCUACUAUCCCCAUUUCUUCAUAGAUCUAGCUACUAUCCCCAUUUGUACCCACUGAUCACCAUAUUUCAUCAUGACAACGUGACUAAUCAUGACAAAUUCAGGAUGGUGGACUAACUUUACCUGAAAUUGCGGUCCAAUUAUAAGGUUCAGUUUGAUUUGUUGGUAUGAGUUGGUUAAAACAUAUGAUAGUGCUUAACAUAUGCUGAGAAUUUACCCCACAGCCCAAACUAUAACUCCUGUCACUUACUUUUGGUUUAUAGGAUGCAGAAUUCUUUUUGGAAAUAUUUUUUAGGGAAAUAAAUUUGACUUUAAGCUGCAAAAUACCUGAACACUGUAAAAAACAUACACUUUAAAUAUUUUUCUUUUAUCAUAUCAAAAUAUAUUGCAAAUUUCUUCAUGUUAUUUGUGUACGAUAAUAUACAAUUUUAUAAAAGUUUCAUUUGUUAUAACAUAAGUUAUUGUUUGAAAAAAAA